Notodromas monacha is the source of this 1210-nucleotide messenger RNA. The record is from the annotation of a GenBank genome assembly. NCBI's taxonomy places the organism in Eukaryota, Metazoa, Arthropoda, Ostracoda, Podocopida, Cyprididae.
AUGAAAAGUGAAAAAGAGCUCGUCCUGUCGCCAGUCUGCGGCAUAAGGUACAAAACGCGCCCGGGUCUGGCUUACCACUACACGCACAUCCACAAGGACCAUCCGCAGUACCACCCGCAACCAUCGUCGGCUCGGACCGGGUCUUGCGAUUCCCCUGACAGGGAGAAGGACAGGAAUUCUGAUUCGAACCCGCUUUCGAACCCUCCGGCCCCGUCGUCGGAAUUCCAGGAGUCCAUUUUUGCCCAGCUCCAGGCUCUUGGACCGAGUGGUGGAAGGCCCAAGAAAAGCGCCACCGCGUCGUUGGCUGCCCCAGUUGCUUCAUCUGCUGCUGUCGCCCCUGCUCAACCGCCCCCGCCACCUUUUGUGCCGCCAGAGACGAGCAACGAUGAAUCCACCGGCGGUAGUAAUUUUGAGAACAGUUCUCCGAUGAAUACUGGGGACGCUGUUGGGUCGCCUGCUGUGGCUACCCCUACCCCGGCUGCAGAGGCGCCUGGUCGAGCGGCGCCUUCGAAUUACUGCGAUUUCUGCUUGGGCGACGUUGGGCUCAACAAGAAGACUCAUAAGAGCGAGGAGUUGGUGUCCUGCAGCGACUGUGGCAGAUCUGGACAUCCAACAUGCUUGCAGUUCACGGCCAACAUGAUCAUCUCAGUGAAGAAAUACCGUUGGCAGUGCAUUGAAUGCAAGUGUUGCACCACUUGUGGAACAUCCGAUAAUGAUGAUCAAUUGUUAUUCUGCGACGAUUGCGAUAGAGGCUACCACAUGUACUGUUUGAGGCCACCUUUGGAAGCACCGCCAGAUGGCAGCUGGAGCUGCGAACUAUGCGUCAAGGAAUUCCACUCCUGAGUUCGUUUUUUGGUACCUAAGCGUUCUGCAUUUUAUUUUUCUGAUGGAUGGAAUCGUUCUUGCCUGUUUUUAUUGCGUCGUAGGAUACGAAGAAUACCAAACCAACCGCCCGAAUGAAACCUUCUGUUAUUUUUUAGAGGAAAAAAAUGUUUUCUCUGCGAUGUGGUUCGUUAUUUGAACCAGCUGCAGUUCCAGUCUCUUCCUAUUGUUCAUUGUAUAAGACUGUGCAAAAAAAUCGUAUUGGAAUGUAUGUAACGGUGUUGGCAACUAUUUUCCGCGGAACUCCUGGCUCCAUUUUUUCCACUGAAGAUUUCUUCAGUUUUUGCCGAAUCAUGUGACUCGAAGGAAUGUGACAUUCUGAAAGAAA